Messenger RNA from Pocillopora meandrina, 370 nucleotides. NCBI's taxonomy places the organism in Eukaryota, Metazoa, Cnidaria, Anthozoa, Scleractinia, Pocilloporidae. The record is from the annotation of a GenBank genome assembly.
AUGAACAAUAGCGAGUUUAAGAAACGACAACGGCGAAGCCGUCGACAACGUCGGUUAAAAAGUGAUACCUUAUUUUACCUACGAAUAUCGCGAUACUCUAAAGUCAUCUAGUUUGUUUUUCACUGUCAAAUCUAUCUCGAAACUGAGUAAGGAGCCCGGCGUUAAAUUAGAAAUAGCAAUUUAAAGAAUUAGCCGUCGUCGCUCACGUUCUCCAAACAACGCAAAGUUUGGUGAUUCCACGUUGCAGUUUGCAGAGGACGCAGAGAAAUUUACAAAAAUUUGUAACGCACGUGCAAAACUAUUGUUCUGCUUAUUAAACCGUUUAGUGACGUUCCCGUUGCCGUUGCAGUUGUGGUUUUCUUUAACCCCC